GCUAAUGUUUUAAAAAUGCCUCUUGUAUGAAGGUAACUGCAUAUCUCUUGAGUCAUUUCAUCUUUUACUAUUUCAGGAUCUAUGUGAUAGCAUCCCCAAUUCCUCAAGAUAUCUAUUGGCAAGAUAUCUAUUCUCCAUGUGAUUACUGAGAGCUUGGCUAGAUACAUGGAUGCACACUGCAUUGUUGCCACAUUAUUUUUAAAAAGUGAAGAAAUGGAACUUGCAAAUUACACCAGAGUAACAGAGUUUGUUCUCACUGGCCUAUCCCAGACUCGAGAGGUACAACUAGUCCUAUUUGUUAUAUUUCUAUCCUUCUAUUUGUUCAUCCUUCCAGGAAAUAUUCUUAUUAUUUGCACAAUCAGGCUUGACCCUCAUUUGACCUCACCCAUGUAUUUCCUGUUGGCUAAUCUGGCCUUCCUUGACAUUUGGUACUCCUCCAUCACAGCCCCUAAAAUGCUCAUAGACUUCUUUGUGGAAAGGAAGAGAAUUUCCUUUGGUGGGUGCAUUGCACAGCUCUUUUUCUUGCACUUUGUUGGAGCCUCAGAGAUGUUCCUGCUCACAGUAAUGGCGUUUGACCGCUAUGCUGCUAUCUGCCGUCCUCUCCACUAUGCUACUAUCAUGAAUCGACGUCUCUGCAGUAUCCUGGUGGUUCUCUCCUGGUUGGGGGGCUUUAUUCAUUCUAUAAUACAAGUGGCUCUCAUUGUUCGACUUCCGUUCUGUGGGCCCAAUGAGUUAGACAGUUACUUCUGUGACAUCACGCAGGUUAUCCGGAUUGCCUGUGCCAAUACCUUCCCGGAGGAAUUAGUGAUGAUUUUUAGCAGUGGUCUGAUCUCUGUGGUAUGUUUCAUUGCUCUCUUAAUGUCCUACGCCUUCCUCCUGGCCAUGCUUAAGAAACAUUCAGGCUCAGAUGAGAGUACCAGCCGGGCCAUGUCCACCUGCUAUUCCCACAUCACCAUUGUGGUAUUUAUGUUUGGGCCAUCCAUCUACAUUUAUGCUCGCCCAUUUGACUCUUUUUCCCUAGAUAAAGUGGUGUCAGUGUUCCAUACUGUGAUAUUCCCUUUACUUAAUCCCAUUAUCUAUACCUUGCGAAAUAAGGAAGUAAAGACAGCCAUGAGGAAGUUGGUCAACAGAUAUAUUUUAUGUAAAGAGAAGCGAAAGUGGCAUAUUCUAGAAUCUUUCUGAAGGUCAUCAUCCUAAAGUAGGA
Acinonyx jubatus (cheetah) is the source of this 1204-nucleotide messenger RNA. Its product is annotated as olfactory receptor 4M1. Gene Ontology annotation, cellular component: membrane. The coding region runs from base 166 to 1182 and encodes 338 amino acids. The record is from RefSeq and is a predicted model, not a curated record. Gene Ontology annotation, biological process: G protein-coupled receptor signaling pathway. NCBI's taxonomy places the organism in Eukaryota, Metazoa, Chordata, Mammalia, Carnivora, Felidae. Gene Ontology annotation, molecular function: G protein-coupled receptor activity; olfactory receptor activity. The transcript is spliced from 2 exons.